CCCUAUCCCUUAGCUUCGAAUCGCAAUCCCCUUCCCUUGAAAGGCGGCACGAACGCCCAGUUUUAAUUGGAGCGACUAAGUUAUGCACAGGAGCUUUUCGUCCAUUCGCCUUCAUUUUCCCAGCAACGGACACACUACUCGUCUCACUUGAGGCAGGCCUCGCUACAAAUCCACUCGUUUAGGAGUCAUAAUUUCUUCUAGACUGCUCCACAUGCUUGUAAAUGGCACCCUCGUAUCCAUUCAAGCGACCUGAACCGGCGCGACGAUCACUAACCGCAGCCGAGCUCAAUGGAUCGAAGGUGGCUUCUGGACCAACUCUGAAGCCAUCCAAUUCAACUGAACCGAUUCAAAAACCAUCCAGCCGACCUGAACCGGCGCGACGGUCGCUAACAGCAGCCGAGCUCGCCGGGUUCAGCGGUCUUCCCGUGCACUCAUUCCUCCGCCUCCGCUUCCUCUCCGCCUCCCCCGAUCGCGUCGUCGCCACGCUCGUCUCGUCCCGUCAGUCCGCACAGCCAUUUGGCAAUCUGCACGGGGGUGUGUCCGCGCUGAUAACAGAGGCAGUGGGCAGUCUGGGCGCUGCAGUGGCGGCUGGUGGUGCAGUGGUGGGGGUGGAGGUGGCGUGCAGUCAUCUAAGACCAGCGCCUAUCGGCACUCCUGUUGUUGCUGUCGGCACGCCCUUGAGAGUCGGCCGCACUGUGCAGGUGUGGGAGGUCCGCCUUUCCGUAGGUAGAGAGAGCGAUUUGGUACAGGGAGAGGAGACAAGCCUUAACGUGAAAGUGCAGAAUGGAACGGGGGAGACAUCAUCGGCCAGCGAGCUGCGGGGCACCGAGUCCCCUGAAGGUAGAAGCGCUGGUCCAGGGCCAGGGCAGCUGCCAGCGCUCGAAUCGCCUGAUCGCAAGAGAGGAGGUUCAAGGCCAGGGCACCCGCUGGCGCUUGAGCAUCGUGAAACCAAGAGAGGAGGGCCGAGGGCAGGGCAGCUGCUGGCAGUGGGGCGACUCACAUGUGUGCCGUUGCCUCAGGGGCAUGCAAUGGGGGAGAAUGGGGGGAGGAGUGGAGAAGGGGAGGAGGAGGGCCACCGGAAUGGUCGGAGGGAGGGUGGACUAGAGAAGGCUGGAGAGGAGGGAGGUGAGGGGCGGGAAGAGGAACAAGGGAGCAGAGAGGAAGGGAGGGAAGGUUCACUUGCCCGUAUGUUGCACAGCGAACUGGAAUUGGAGCCAGCGCAAGUCAACACCGCUGUGUUCGACACUCCUCGCUUCAACAGCCUCCCCAUCCACAAGUUCCUUGGCCUCCGCUUCCUCGUCGCCUCUCCUCGACGUGUCGUCGCUACCUUUAUCUCGUCCCCUGCGUCAGCACAGCCCUUCAACAACGUGCAUGGAGGGGUGUCAGCUUUAAUCACCGAGUCCCUGGGCAGCGUGGGAGCGAGCCUGGCAGCGGGGGGGGCAGUGGCAGGCGUGGAAGUGACAACGAGCCAUCUCAGGCCGUGCCGGCUCAACACUCCCGUUCUUGCUGUCGCCAUCCCUCUGCGGGUGGGGCGCACCGUGCAGGUGUGGGAGGUGCGCUUAUCUGUUGGGGAGCAAGAGGAACAGGCGCACAACGACGACCUGUGGCACGACGAGCAGAGGCAAGGCAAAGAGCCAUCACACACCAGAGACCCUUCACAAACCAGAGACCCAUCAGAGGCUAGUGCGCCGCAUGUGCUGCGGUCAGCUGCUCCCAAAGCUGGGCUGCUGCUGGCAGUGGGGCGGCUGACAGUUGUACCGCUGCCUAAUGGGGCUAGAGACGAGAAGUCCAAGUCUAGGUUGUGAUAGAGAAUUGCUGUGUAGUGUAUUUGAUUGAUGUAUCAACACGAUGCUACGGGUAUAUUAUAUUAUUGAUGCAAGGUGCUGUAAGGUAUUGAGCCCGUACUUC
Messenger RNA from Closterium sp. NIES-67, 1908 nucleotides. The record is from the annotation of a GenBank genome assembly. NCBI's taxonomy places the organism in Eukaryota, Viridiplantae, Streptophyta, Zygnematophyceae, Desmidiales, Closteriaceae.